UACCUCAUCGGGACUUGGUCUCGUCCCCCUUUUUGUUUAGGAAGCUCUAAAUAGAAGUAGGGCUUUCUAUUUGGCCGAAAGCGAAGAAGCUUCCUUAUUUUAUAAAGUUUUAAAGUAUUGCGGGAGGGCAUCAAAUCGUAGAGCACCAUGUCAUAGCAGAAAAGUGAAGAGCUCAUCAACACCUUGUUAAAUCUGAGCUCUGAAAGAAGCUUUUAGCGAGAAAAACUGUGUUUUUAUGGACGCGAGGACCACAAAACCGGGGAGAAAGAUGUUCUGCUUCACCAUAUAAAGGGGAUAAGGCAUUCAUUUUUGAAAGAAGUUAAGUUAACCUGAGCCAGUUUUGCACCUACAAUGUGGGACUGAGUACAGAACUGUUGCUGCUCUGAAAUUUGCAAGUCAGUCGAGCCCCAACCACACACACAAACUACAUCUCGGAGCUCAUUUCAAAAGUUUACAUUAUUCACUGGAAUAAUAUUCAGUUCACAUUUUAAGUGAAUCUGGGAAGAGUGUGGGUUUGUUAUAACAGCUCUCGGGACCCUUCAGGCUCAGCGGGACUUGUAAAAUCCAUGAAAACAGACUAGCCCAGGGUUUAAGGAUCGGCGAGGAGACCCAGUGGGUUGUAGUGUUCUUGGCAUUUUCAAUCAUGCGAUGGCUGAGUUUACUUAUCCUGUGCAUAGCCUCACUCCACCAGGGCUGCUGCACUCAUCUGGAGGAUUACUUUAUCAAUGGACCGACAAAUGUGACAUCAUCUCAAGGGAAGGAUAUUGUAUUGAGAUGCUCUAUCAAAAUGUCUGAUGGUGAGCUUGAAGAAAUAAAUUGGCUGAAAGAUGACAAACCUCUUUAUGUGGCAGAAACCAGUGAAGCUGUGAUACCACUAGAAGGAACUGAAUGGCAGGCUACGUGUGAACUGAGUCUUCCAUCAGUUCAGCUCUCAGAUGCUGGGAACUACAGAUGUGUUUUUCUCGUCAGCGGAGAGAAAUUACUGUCUGAAGAGGCUCAUUUGGCAUUAGAAGGGCUUCCUCAUUUUUCCAUGGAACCAGAAGACAUGAGUGUCACUCCAGAAAGCAGUUUUAACCUGAGCUGCUUGGCAGAAGGCCCUCCAGAACCUGUGAUGGUAAUCUGGCUUCAAGAUGGUGCACCAUUAAAUUCCCUGACUGAUCCCAUUGCAAAGUCACCAUCCCUCCUGGAAGUAUUUGGUCUCAAUAAGACCUCUACGUUCUCAUGUGAAGCUCACAAUGCAAAAGGUGUUACAACAUCGAGGACAGCUGUGGUGAGAGUGCUGCCUGGCAGACCAAGAAACAUCCAGUUGAUAUCUCAGAGGAAUGACUCUCUCCAAAUUUCUUGGGAGGCUGGGCCCAGUGGAAUAUAUCCCACCAGUGUAUGCACAGUACAGGCUGCUGUCAAAGAUGCUGAACUUGGACCUUUCUCACAACAUGUGAUAUGUAACCGGACUGUCAGUGUGCCACCGUGUAGUCACGUCAUUAGGGGUUUGGCACCAUUCACUUCAUACAUCGUCUCCUUGACCUGUAGGUCCAGUGAAGGUGACUCCCAGUGGACUGACUGGGUAACUAUGGAAACACUAGAAGGAGUUCCCAGUGCGGCUUCUGAUAAUAUCACGGCAUCAGUGAAUGGUACAGUGCUAACCAUCUGGUGGAGUGAACCUGCUGGCAACAUAAAUGGAAUCUUACUAGGAUACAAGUUGGCUUAUGAGAGAGAUGGCUUACUUGAGGAGAUUGUAGAUGUUGGAUUAAACAAUGAGGUGCCUUUAGAGAUGAAUGUUACAUUCCACAAUAUCACCCUACGAGUAGCUCCAUAUACGUCAGCUGGAGAAGGACCAUGGAGUGAAUCGCUUACUGUCAUCAAUACUGAAUUUGAUGAUGGAAGACACAAGUCUGAAAAGAGCAUUGGCCCAGCACUUUCUUGGCAUUGGUGGUAUGUCAUAAUGGCAGUUAGCCUUGCAUUGUCCUUGGCAAUUUUAACAGCAGUCUUCCUUGCCAGACUAAGAAGAAAAGAGACUCGCUAUGGGCAAGCAUUUAUGCCAGAUAUGGAGCAGGGAGAGCCAGUGGUGCGUUACCGAGUGAGAAAGACGUAUACUAGGAGAACUACAGAGGCUACUUUAAAUAAUCUGGGCAUUAGUGAUGAACUCAAGGAGAAGCUCCGAGAUGUUAUGGUGGACCGACAUAAGCUUGCCCUUGGAAAGACUUUGGGAGAAGGUGAAUUUGGUGCAGUCAUGGAAGGACAAUUAAAUCAAGAUGGCUGUCUCCUUAAAGUUGCUGUUAAGACAAUGAAAAUAACUAUCUGUACAAGAAGUGAAAUGGAGGACUUCCUUAGAGAAGCAGUCUGUAUGAAGGAGUUUGACCACCCCAAUGUCAUGAGACUGAUUGGUGUAUGCUUGCAGAACACAGAGAAUGAAGGCUAUCCCUCACCUGUAGUCAUCCUUCCCUUCAUGAAGCACGGUGACCUGCACAGCUACCUGCUCUACUCUCGCCUUGGAGACAACCCAGUGUAUUUGCCAACACAGAGGCUGGUGAAAUUUAUGACUGAUGUUGCCAGUGGAAUGGAAUAUCUAAGCAGCAAGAACUUCAUACAUCGGGACUUAGCGGCUCGUAACUGCAUGUUAGAUGAAAAUAUGAAUGUCUGUGUUGCUGACUUUGGGUUAUCAAAGAAAAUCUACAAUGGAGAUUAUUACCGCCAGGGUCGGAUAUCGAAGAUGCCAGUAAAAUGGAUAGCCAUUGAAAGUCUUGCAGAUCGCAUAUACACAACUAAAAGUGAUGUGUGGUCAUAUGGAGUUACAAUGUGGGAGAUAGCAACACGAGGGCAGACGCCAUACCCAGGAGUGGAGAACAGUGAGAUCUAUGACUAUCUGAGACAGGGAAAUCGGCUCAAGCAACCUCCUGACUGCUUGGAUGGACUGUAUCAGUUAAUGCUGUCCUGUUGGAUGCUGAACCCCAAGGACAGGCCAACAUUUGAGAUACUCCACUCUGAGCUAAAGAAGAUUCUCGAAAACCUUCCUGCUGAUCAGGACCCAGAGGAUAUUCUAUAUGUCAAUAUGGAACCAGAUGCAGACCGGGAACUUGGAGCAGUCGGAGGAUUUGAGACAGAAGACUCUGAUCUACAGAUACUGAAGGGGCAAGUAAUUACUGCAGAUGUUCACCGUUCAGGAACUUGCAGUCGUUACGUUUUGUGUCCUCCUCAUGAAGGUGUCCACCUUCUGAGUUCAGCACAGUCAAGUGAAAAUUUACUGCAGCUUACAGCAAUUGAUGAGGAAACAUUGGAUGAUGAACCAGACCAUAAUGAUGUAUCACAGUACAGCUAAUGACCUACUGAACAGCUGGAUUUCCAUCUGAAUAAUGCAAAGUUGACUGAUUUAAUAUAAUCAGAAAACAAUUAUUUGGCCUGGUAUAAUCACCACUGCAUUUGAAGUCAGUAAUGGAAAUCUGGUACCAAAAAGCAAGUCAAAAUAAUACGGAUUGAAAGAAACGAUGCACUUUUCUUCUACUUCUCGUUUUUUCUGUAGUCACGCAAGGGCUUCCUCUCAUUUGAAAAUUGCACUUCCAAAGACUUUGUGAAUUCUUUUUUUUCAGACAGAACAUCUGAUGACUUGUUCAGCUGGAAAUCACAGCACUGUAAGCAAAAGGAUAUAAACUGAAACUGUAUUUGCACUGACUGCAGCAUAUCAUUAAAAGUAUAAUAGUUUCAGUUACCUUUAUCUUCAGAGUGAGGGCUUUGUUCAGCAAGUAGUCAUCUUUACUGCCAGUGGCAAAAAUGUUGUUAUAUGGCUUUAAUUUGUGCAUUUUAAAUAUGGACACUCCAGAAGAAUGCUGUAAGAAUGUACCACAAAGAAAAGCUUAACUAUUUGCCAGUUUCCAACUCUGCUUUAUGAGUAGAGUGCACAAUUUCUGUACUGGUAGGUAGAAUGCCACUAUGUAGUUUACAAUACUGGAGGUGUAUCUGUAAUCAGGAUGUCAGAAGCAACAGCAUGUCUAGUAGAAAUUGAAGCUUCGUUGUUGCACAGUAUUUUUUAAUUGUGGAAAUGUACAUGAAUGUGUUUGGCUUGCUGAACUAUAACAUGCUGUUUGCUGUAUGAAUGGAGAUAAUAGAGUGCAGAUUAUGUGAACAUUUUAACCGUUAAACAAAAAUAGGGGAGGGAAAUGCCCAAUAAACAAACUAUCAAACAAAGCAAAAGGGCAAUCAAAACAGAAAAUAAAAGACAAACGCAUUAAUGACAUACCGUGUUUUUGUCCUUUGAAACUUCCUCAGAUCUUUUAUUUUGUGUUUGUGAAAAAGCUUUACAGUUGGAUAUUAAACCACCUGAAAUUGCUUAGUGGUCCAUUUUGAUUGCCCUUUUGCUUUGUUUAACAUUUUAACUGUACUACAUCACAUGGCUGAUAGGUGUUUGCUGGGUGGUUUUGAGCUUUGAAGAAAUGUUCUCGAUUCUUGAAUUCCUAGCAGUAUCAAACCCUUCCCAGAACGCAGAAAUGUUCUAGUUGUAGUGCAGCUCAGAAAAAAAUGUGUUUGAGUAGUAGUUUAGUGCAGGAAGAAUACAAUUAUCUUCGUUCUUAUGCAUGCAUAAUCUAUACACAGUUUAUUACAUUACACUUGCAAACCAGUUCCUUACACCCAAGUGUUUGGAAAACCUGACUUGAAUUGCAGGCCAGUGUCUGAACAUUCCUUACUUGUAUUACUUAGCUUAGUUAACCCACAAAACAUAAUAUUACAUUUUCUUCUAAAGGAAAAAAAAAAAACAGCAAUCUGUUUUGCACUGCCUCUUAAGAGAAUGCCAGUCACAUUGAGAUAUAUAGUUAGUCGCAUUACUGAAUCCAUACAUGCUGAAGCAUUUCAUUUUAACUAAAAGACUUUGUAGGAAGCUUUAUUUUAUCAUAUGAAGGGAUAUCUAUAUCCAUAUGAAGGGAAUACAUACCACAUCUGUUUUAAGGGAAAAUGUUGAAACACAAAAUCUGAUAGCUGUGAAACAACAAAAAAAUAAGAUUUAUUUACACUUGAAAUUAUUUUAAAAUUUUGACUUAUUUAAAUUUUUAAUAGUUUAGCUACACCAGUAUGCUUUCAUUACAACUUGGGUAAGACAAACACAUGUAAAAGCAUAAACUUAAGAUGCAAGUCUUGUUCAGAGCCAGUGAGGUUAGCAAUUAAAUGUUCAUCAUCAUGAUCACUGUUUCAGUAGCCAGAGAUUGUAUGGGUCAUAUCCUGCAGUAGAUAUAACAGCCAGCCAGCUUCCCAAACUUCAGGGCACCUUCCAUGCAACCAAACUAUUAGGCAGCUCAAGCUAAGCUGACUAAAAGUCAAGUUUGUGAGCCAGGCCUCCUAGAGCUUAACUGCCGCCAAGAAGACUGCUUCUCUGCUGUCAUUCUUGGACUGACAGUUGACUAACACUGUUCCAUUACUGGGCAGAUAAAUUUCCAUGGGGAGAAGAGCCCUCCACAUUACAUUUUCUUUAUGGAGACAUACUUUUCCUAAAAUAGAAGAACUUGUAAGCUAGGAGAAAGUGUUUUUGUUGACUGUCUUGUGACAUUUAUAUACAUUUAAAAGCGGGUACAAUUUUUUUUUUUUUACUUUUGUGGUUGAAAGUUUUUUAAAACUGCUUUUUGUGGAUUUACUAUGGUUAUUUUACAUUUUGCGGCUGGAGAAAGUGUUUAAAGUGUCUCUGUUUUCUGAGAAAAUUUUACUUUUUUGUGAAUUUCCUGGUUUAUUGUGUAUUGUUGCUAAGUUUCUCUGAGAAAUGAGCACUAUUUUCAGCUUUAACACGGAACAAAGUACCAGUUCCUUGGUUGAACCUUCUUCUAAUGUUAAGUAGCAUUUACCACCACAACAAUCUGGUAUUGUGCAGGUGGUGACUGUUGUAGCCAAAGCUGGUUACUCAGACUAUGCAUCCUUCUGCUGUAAUCCGUAUAGCCACAAUGGACCAGGGGUUUGACACAUCCUCUGCAGCUAUAGGUGUCCCUUCAGGGGGAAGAGAAAUCCACUCUUGGCAGCCCUGGAGAAGGGCCAGGGAAUGUGCCCAUGCUUAGCGAGAAUACUGUGCCCAUCCCUGAGGAAGUUGUUGCUGGCAGUACUAGUUCUGUCUCUACAGAAAUUCCUGUCAAAAAGGGAUAGAAAACUAAACAUUUGUCUUCUGUUAACAGAUAAUCUGUUCAGGAGUAAUUUAAUGGCUCAGGGUCUUGUACAGGCUGUUUCGGGUAAAAGAAAAAGGAUUCCUGUAUCUCUGAGGAGGUUCAAUAAUUUGAACUUGAAGGGGAACGUGAAGAAACACAUGCAGUUGUUUCUCCUCAGAUUCUGAGGAGAGUGAUGUAUCUGAUUCUCCCUGUGAGGAAUUCUCUUUCUGGGAGACUAUUUCCAGGCUGAGUCAGUAUUUUCAGUGAGAGAAUAUCCUCUCUCUCACAAAAUAUUAUGAUUUGUUACAAAUGAAAUUUCCGGAGCCCACACUUAACCCUCCAGUUUGUUCAGCUUUGGAGUUUUUUUUUUUUUCGCAGCUUGCAAUUUCUCUAGUAGGCAGCCUCCUGCCUCCAAUAAAGCAGAUGGAGUUGUAUAAAGUUCUUCAGUUGUUCAAGUUUUUAUAUACCAGUUCCAGACUUGACCCAGCAGCUUUAGUUAAUCCAGCUACUGGUAAACUGCUUCUGCAACUUUAAUAUUUGGAAUUCUAAACUGUCGGGCUUAUAUGUUGAGGGUUAUCCCGACUAAUUGUGAAAGUAUAAUGAAUGUUUUGGCAUCAGUUUCUUCUUGUGAGGAAAAAUCUGCUUUGUGUAAUUUAGUUUCUUCUGUUUCUGUUGUUCUGUUAUUACUCAUUGUUUAAACUGUGUUUUUGACUCUGUAGAUACUUCUUCCAGGGCUGCAGCCAGCGGAACUGCUUUGUGGAGAUUUGCCUGGCUGAUUCAGAGAAUAUUCUUAAUGAUGUCAAAAUGAAAUUUUAAAUUCUUCCAUGGGGAGAGAUUUGUUUUUUGGUACUUCUGCUGUAGAAAUGUAAUGAGAUGGACAACCUGAUUCUGUGAGUUUCUCAGAUUUUCAAGCCCUCCAUCUUUAAAUUUUCUAAGGGAUUCCCUUUUCCCUUCUUUAACUUUGGCAAUGGCAGGAAGGUUACAAAACAAAAGCAGUAAUGACUAUGUAAGGAACCUCACCCCCCCCCCCCCCACACACACACACACACACACUCGCAAUCCCUUAAUCUUCCCAGAAAGUCUGAAGCUCUUGUUCUGUCUUUGGCAACAGACUGUUUCAGACAAAUGGGUCUUGACUAUGAUCCACCUAAACUACAGUUGGCAGUGGGAUUUUUCCUCACCUGCCUGACCGAACUCUCGUCUUUCUUCUUGUCUUACAUCAUAUGCUAUCUCAGGGUGGGUGGAUAGCUGUUCUUCCUCCUACUCGAUAAGGAGAGGGAUUUUAUUUAAGGGUGUUUCUGGUGCCAGAGAAUUAAGAUUCUUGGAGAUUCCUGAACCAAUCUGUGAUUCUGCCCAAGUUGAAAAUGCUUUCACUUCACAACGUGUUACCCCUUCAUCUGCAUUUGAGUUUGUUAAUAACCUUAGAUUUAAAAGAUACAUAUCGUCACAUUCCUCUUCAUCCAGAUUUCAGAUGUGUCAAAGUUUUCUGUGUCUAGAUCACAUUAUUAGUUCUCUGUUUUCACCUUUGGGCUAUCCAUUGCCCCAAGAAUAUUCCUAAAGUGUCUAGCUUCUGCAGACUACAGAGUAUGCACCUUUUUCAUAAUUAGAUGACUUGUUUAUCUUUGUGUGUUUUUAAAGUGUCAGGAGCCACUCCCUUGAGUCAAAGAUUUCAUUCAGAGGCUGGUAUUCCAAGACAACACUGAAAAGCCUAUUUUGUUUUCCUCCCACCUGGAUGUUUUUUCUGGGAUGUCUGAUGGAAACCUCACUACAAACAGCUUUUCUUCCACAUGAAAAAAUAGCUAUAUUUGUGGUGUUUUUCAGUGUUUACAGCAUCCAUCUCUGUGAGGGAUUUCAUCAGGAUUCUUGGUCUCAUGGAUUCCAUUAUUUUCAUGAUACCUCUUUUGCAAGACUCCUUUUCUAAUUUCUCCAAAUCUUUUGUGUUUCUAAUACCAUAACAGGAA
Messenger RNA from Protopterus annectens (West African lungfish), 8071 nucleotides. It is a transcript of the gene AXL, whose product is annotated as AXL receptor tyrosine kinase. Gene Ontology annotation, cellular component: signaling receptor complex. Gene Ontology annotation, molecular function: transmembrane receptor protein tyrosine kinase activity; protein binding; ATP binding. Gene Ontology annotation, biological process: positive regulation of phosphatidylinositol 3-kinase/protein kinase B signal transduction; platelet activation; nervous system development. The transcript has 20 exons. Bases 644 to 3316 code for a protein of 890 amino acids. Lineage: Eukaryota; Metazoa; Chordata; Ceratodontiformes; Protopteridae. The record is from RefSeq and is a predicted model, not a curated record.